CCGUUACUGAUAAAUGAAGAAAACUGCGUUAUUCUGGGAUAAGACCACUCUACAUAAUUCGAUCUUUGUACGUAUAAGAUCUUGGUGUCUUCCGCUUAUAAUUGACUCCUCACUAGCAAUAAUCUCUCAUACGAUUUUUAUAAAUUGUUUCACACAUUUUACGUACAUCUGAAAUUAUUUAUGGCCGAGGACCUGCCUUAUCGAGGUGCCUUCCAAUCAGCACAAUCAGUUUUCAUGCAUUCGCGAGCUCAUUCCAAGAAUAGACUCAUCCUUUGCUUUUCAGACAAAACCGCUGCUAAAUUAAAUCUGUUAAUUGACAGUGUCGCUCCGGAUACUCAUACUUGUAUACAGGUAUAAAGAGAAACCAGUUUGUUUUGUGAAUUCGACACGUGAGCUCAACAGUUAAAAGAUGUGUCGGUCAAGUAUCGUAUUUUGGUGCUACGUGUUUCUGCUUGGUGCUUCGUCCUCGGACUCCCUGGGAUAUUCUACGAACGACAACGAGCGGAGGGGCAACCAGACGACGCGGUAUGAUCUCGUAAACUCCACGAAAGACCGAGACGACGAAAUGCAGCCGAUACUGUACAACUUGCGUGAAAAUUCUACCAAGAAUGACGACGACGUGCAACAUGCGUCUCGUGUCAAUUCUGAUGAUUCGGCGCGAUACAAGUAUCACGGGCACAUUAUGACGUUCCACAAGGAGAACGAUCAGAUGUUCAUGGAAUCCCGCGCGAAUCCUGCAGGGGUCGACGACGAGAUCUAUUCCAUGUUGCAGGCGUUUAACGAGAAUGUCACAAAGACCGACAGAGAGAAUAAUUCCAUGUCGUACGAGUUACACAGAAAUUUCAAUACAGAUGACUAUAACGAUACUAGGGUCAACAUUACUUCAUACGAAGCAUGUGACAACGAGACCUGCAUUCAGCUCUGCUGCCCUUACGGCGAUCGUCUAACGUCGGAGAAGAAGUGUAUCGCUGGACGAGGCAAUUACUAUUUUCCAGCCGUUUACCGGAACGAUUCCGGGAGUAAGAGGCUGAACGAAUUAUUUCAACUGACCGUCCGCGAUCCGUGCGUUCUACAAGGAAGCGCACAUCGCGUUCUUAAUCCCAAGGAGUACUUGUUUUUCGUCAACGGUUCGUUGUAUCAAGAUUCCGACAAGAUCGUCUCAUCGACGUCUUACUGCCUCGGCGUCUUGGAUCGGGACAUUUACGACGCGGUCGUUUGCCUGGAACAGAUUGGCUUUCCAACAUAUAUAUCCGUAUGCCUUCUAGUGUCCUUGCCGUUCCUGCUGUUGACGUUUGUGGUAUAUUCCAUAUUGCCGGAGGUCCAAAACAUACACAGCUGCACGUUGCGUGUACACGUCGCCUCGUUAUUCAUCUCCAACCUGCUUAUAUUUUGCAUUCAAGAAGUCCCUGAAUUAUCUGAAUGGAAAUACUGCAUCCCACUGGCCUACAUUUUUAAUUUCUCAAUGUUGUCGGGUUGCUUUUGGUUGAACGCAACAUGCUUCGACAUUUGGUGGACAUUCAAAAAGCUCAAUUUGCACCAACCAAACAUAAGGAAAAAGAAAAGGAAAUUCCUGAUGUACUCUAUCUAUGCAUGGGGAGUCACCUUCGGCCUGAACGUUGCCUGUGUCAUCAUGGAUUACGCUCCUGGCAUACCGAAAAACCUGAUUCGACCGGAAAUGUGCGAGAAAAAAUUCUGGCUCGGGGAAAAAGCGCUAACGGUGUAUUUUUACGGACCCACGGGCGCCGCUUUUAUUAGCAACGUUUGCUUCUUCUUCGGCACGGCACUAGCGAUUCUGUACCAUAAUAAACAUACCGCCCAUCAGCUGAGAGACUCGGAGAGCCGGCGCUACGAUAGAAAAAAGCGCAAGUUUGGUAUGUAUCUGAAGCUGUUCACUGUAAUGGGAAUAAGCUGGAGUAUGGGUAUAAUAUUGUGGUUGAUCAGUGCCAACAAUUCCAUACCGCAGAUCAUCUGGGAUGUUAGCUACACGAUAGACAUCUUGCAAGGCGUCAUUAUUUUUGCUAUAUACGUGUGCAAAAAGAAAAUCGUGCGGCUGUUGAUAAAACGAUUCGGUUGGCAGACUCGCGGGCCAUUUUGGGACAUUUCAACGAGUAGCAAUCAUACUAGGACAUCCUCGAAAGUGUCCUCCUUAUCAUCGCUAUCGGAUACAUUGCCCAUGCAAAACAUCAAUCCCUCUAUCAAUCAGCAGAUUAAUCAUGUUGAAUACAAUGUAACAUCGUAAUUGAAUUCUCCAGUCAAGGAUUCAUUUUAUAUUAUUACGUCUCGAUGUCCCUUUGGAGACGAUGACUGUAUAUAUUUGCAGAAUAUUUUAUAAAGAAUAUUCCUACAGGUUUUUGUAAAAGUUUGCAACGUCAUACCAAUAACUAGCGCGGUAAGAAUAUUUUAUAACAUUAUUUGUGAUUGAAAUUAUCGAAAGUAAUUAUCGAGUUUACGUUUAUAUAAAAUUUUUCAUGAUUCUCUCUUUAAAUAUCGACAUCGGCAUGUUAUAGCUUACCGUAUAUUUUCAACACAGGUUUAGAUUUUGCAAAUACAACUAAUCAGUUGCAUAAAUUUCUUUCUUAACGCACAGAUAUCACGGACAAAAAAUUGAAUGUUAUAACGUGGCCUUAAAUCCAAACUUUCGAAAAUUGACAGAGUAGGAGAAUGUAAUUGGCAAGCACACUGCUCUAUCUAAAAUACCGAGAAUUUCGAGAAAGAGAACGAGAGAAUGAGAUGAGGAUUAAAAUGAUGCUUUAGCGAAUAACUUUAUAUUUAUUUAUUUUACUCAAAUGGAAGGCAAUCGAUAAAUUUGCAACAAAUAAAAAUAAAUAACACUCUCUCUAGCAAUAAUUACGUGAUCGUUACUUAAGAGUAUUUCAUUACAAUAAAUUCAAUGAUACUUAA
Molecule: messenger RNA, 2901 nt
Organism: Vollenhovia emeryi
Lineage: Eukaryota; Metazoa; Arthropoda; Insecta; Hymenoptera; Formicidae
Product: probable G-protein coupled receptor Mth-like 3
Exons: 5
Coding region: 410-2239 (609 amino acids)
Biological process (GO): G protein-coupled receptor signaling pathway; cell surface receptor signaling pathway
Cellular component (GO): membrane
Molecular function (GO): G protein-coupled receptor activity
Source: RefSeq, a predicted model, not a curated record